AUGGGUGCCCUGAGCACAUGCCGGAUGCUGGUGUUGGCUCUGGCGGCCGUGCUCCUGGUGCAGCAGGCAGAGACCCAGGGCCCUGCGGAGCCGAGUUGGGGCAGUGCAGGGCACACCACAGAUGGCGGUGCCCCGACGUCCUCACCCACCCGGCGUGUGAGCUUUGUUCCACCCGUCACUGUCUUCCCCAGCCUGAGCCCCCUGAACCCGGCACACAAUGGGCGGGUGUGCAGCACCUGGGGCGACUUCCACUACAAGACCUUCGACGGUGACGUCUUCCGCUUCCCCGGCCUCUGCAACUACGUGUUCUCCGAGCACUGCGGCGCUGCCUAUGAGGACUUCAACGUCCAGCUACGCCGAGGCCUGGUGGGCUCCAGGCCUGUGGUCACCCGUGUUGUCAUCAAGGCCCAGGGGCUGGUGCUAGAGGCGUCCAAUGGCUCUGUCCUUGUCAAUGGGCAGCGGGAGGAGCUGCCUUACAGCCGCACUGGGCUCCUGGUGGAGCAGAGCGGGGACUAUGUCAAGGUCAGCAUCCGGCUGGUCCUGACCUUCCUGUGGAAUGGAGAGGACAGUGCCCUGCUGGAGCUGGACCCCAAAUACGCCAACCAGACCUGUGGCCUGUGCGGGGACUUCAACGGCCUCCCAGCCUUCAACGAGUUCUAUGCCCACAACGCCAGACUGACCCCGAUCCAGUUUGGGAACCUGCAGAAGUUGGAUGGGCCCACAGAGCAGUGCCCGGACCCGCUGCCCUUGCCGGCCAGCAACUGCACAGAUGAGGAAGGCAUUUGCCACCACACCCUGCUGGGGCCGGCCUUUGCGGAGUGCCACGCACUGGUGGACAGUGCCCCAUACCUGGCUGCCUGCGCCCAGGACCUGUGCCGCUGCCCCACCUGCCCGUGCGCCACCUUUGUAGAAUACUCACGCCAGUGCGCCCACGCGGGGGGCCAGCCGCAGAACUGGAGGCGCCCUGAGCUCUGCCCCCGGACCUGCCCCGUCAACAUGCAGCACCGGGAGUGUGGCUCACCCUGCGUGGACACCUGCUCCAACCCCCAGCGCGCGCAGCUCUGCGAGGACCACUGCGUGGACGGCUGCUUCUGCCCCCCAGGCACGGUGCUGGAUGAUGUCACGCACUCUGGCUGCCUGCCCCUCGGGCAGUGCCCCUGCACCCACGGUGGCCGCACCUACAGCCCAGGCACCUCCGUCAACACCACCUGCAGCUCCUGCACCUGCUCUGGGGGGCUGUGGCAGUGCCAGGACCUGCCGUGCCCUGGCACCUGCUCCGUGCAGGGUGGGGCCCACAUCUCCACCUACGACGAGAAACUUUACGACCUGCAUGGCGACUGCAGCUACGUUCUGUCCAAGAAAUGUGCUGAUGGUAGUUUCACCGUGCUGGCUGAGCUGCGGAAGUGCGGACUGACGGACAAUGAGAACUGCCUGAAGGCCGUGACGCUCAGCCUGGACGGCGGGGACACAGCCAUCCGGGUCCAGGCAGACGGCAGCGUGUUCCUCAACUCCAUCUACACACAGCUGCCCCUGUCGGCAGCCAACAUCACCCUGUUCACACCCUCGAGCUUCUUCAUCGUGGUGCACACAGGCCUCGGGCUGCAGCUGCUGGUGCAGCUGGUGCCGCUCAUGCAGGUGUUUGUCAGACUGGACCCCACCCACCAGGGCCAGAUGUGCGGCCUGUGUGGGAACUUCAACCAGAACCAGGCUGACGACUUCGCAGCCCUCAGCGGGGUGGUGGAGGCCACAGGCGCAGCCUUUGCCAACACCUGGAAGGCCCAGGCCGCCUGCACCAAUGCCAGGAACAGCUUUGAGGACCCCUGCUCCCUCAGUGUGGAGAAUGAGAACUACGCCCGGCACUGGUGCUCACGCCUGACUGACCCCACCGGCUCCUUCUCCCGCUGCCACUCCGUCAUCAACCCCAAGCCCUUCCACUCGAACUGCCUGUUUGACACCUGCAACUGUGAGCGGAGCGAGGACUGCCUGUGCGCCGCGCUGUCCUCCUAUGUGCACGCCUGCGCCGCCAAGGGCGUGCAGCUCAGCGGCUGGAGGGACGGCGUCUGCACCAAGUACAUGCAGAACUGCCCCAAGUCCCAGCGCUACGCCUACGUGGUGGACACCUGCCAGCCGACUUGCCGUGGCCUGAGUGAGGCCGACGUCACCUGCAGCGUUUCCUUUGUGCCUGUGGACGGCUGCACCUGCCCCACGGGCACCUUCCUCAAUGACGCGGGGGCCUGUGUGCCCGCCCGGGAGUGCCCCUGCUAUGUUCACGGUACCGUGCUGGCUCCCGGAGAGGUCGUGCACGACGAAGGCGCUGUGUGUUCGUGUGAGGGUGGGAAGCUGAGCUGCCUGGGAGCCUCUCUGCAGAAAAGCACAGGGUGUGUGGCCCCCAUGGUGUACCUGAACUGCAGCAACAGCUUGGCGGGCACCCCUGGGGCCGAGUGCCUCCGGAGCUGCCACACACUGGACGUGGGCUGUUUCAGCACACACUGCGUGUCCGGCUGUGUCUGUCCACCGGGGCUGGUGUCAGACGGGAGUGGGGGCUGCAUCGCCGAGGAGGACUGCCCCUGUGUGCACAACGAGGCCACCUACAAGCCUGGAGAGACCAUCAGGGUCGACUGCAACACCUGCACCUGCAGGAACCGGAGGUGGGAGUGCAGCCACCGGCUCUGCCUGGGCACCUGCGUGGCCUACGGGGACGGCCACUUCAUCACCUUUGAUGGCGAGCGUUACAACUUUGAAGGCAGUUGCGAGUACAUCCUGGCCCAGGACUACUGUGGGGACGACGCCACCCACGGGACCUUCCGCAUCGUCACUGAGAACAUCCCCUGUGGGACCACCGGCACCACCUGCUCCAAGGCCAUCAAGCUCUUCGUGGAGAGCUACGAGCUGAUCCUUCAGGAGGGCGCCUUUAAGGCAGUGGCGAGGGGGCCGGGAGGGGACCCGCCCUACAAGAUCCGCUACAUGGGGAUCUUCCUGGUCAUCGAGACCCGUGGGAUGGCCGUGUCCUGGGACCGGAAGACCAGCGUGUUCAUCCGACUGCACCAGGACUACAAGGGCAGGGUCUGCGGCCUGUGCGGGAACUUUGACGACCACGCCAUCAAUGACUUUGCCACGCGUAGCCGGUCCGUGGUGGGGGACGCACUGGAGUUUGGGAACAGUUGGAAGCUCUCCCCAUCCUGCCCAGACGCCCUGGCGCCCAAGGACCCCUGCACGGCCAACCCCUUCCGCAAGUCCUGGGCCCAGAAGCAGUGCAGCAUCCUCCACGGCCCCACCUUCGCCGCCUGCCGCUCCGAGGUUGACUCCACCAAGUACUACGAGGCCUGCGUGAACGACGCGUGUGCCUGUGACUCGGGCGGUGACUGCGAGUGUUUCUGCACGGCUGUGGCUGCCUACGCCCAGGCUUGCCACGACGCGGGCCUGUGUGUGUCCUGGCGGACUCCGGACACCUGCCCUUUGUUCUGUGACUUCUACAACCCACACGGGGGCUGUGAGUGGCACUACCAGCCCUGUGGGGCACCCUGCCUAAAAACCUGCCGGAACCCCAGUGGGCACUGCCUGGUGGACCUGCCUGGCCUGGAAGGCUGCUACCCGAAGUGCCCACCCAGCCAGCCCUUCUUCAAUGAGGACCAGAUGAAGUGCGUGGCCCAGUGUGGCUGCUACGACAGGGAUGGAAACUACUAUGACGUUGGCGCAAGAGUCCCCACAGCGGAGAACUGCCAGAGCUGUAACUGCACACCCGGUGGCAUCCAGUGCGCUCACAGCCUUGAGGCCUGCACCUGCACCUAUGAGGACAGGACCUACGGCUACCAGGACGUCAUCUACAACACCACCGAUGGGCUUGGUGCCUGUUUGAUCGCCAUCUGUGGAAGCAACGGCACCAUCGUCAGGAAGGCUGUGGUGUGUCCUGGAACUCCGGCCACAACGCCCUUCACCUUCACCACUAGCUGGGUCCCCCACUCCAUGACAAGCCCGGCCCUCCCGGUCUCCACCGUGUGUGUCCGCGAGGUCUGCCGCUGGUCCAGCUGGUACAAUGGGCACCAGCCAGAGCCUGGUCUGGGAGGUGGAGACUUCGAGACGUUUGAAAACCUGAGGCAGAGAGGGUACCAGGUGUGCCCUGUGCCAGCCGACAUCGAGUGCCGGGCAGGGCAGCUUCCUGACAUGCCACUGGGGGAGCUGGGCCAGCAGGUGGACUGUGACCGCGUGAGGGGGCUGAUGUGCGCCAACAGCCAGCAGAGCCCCCCGCUCUGUCACGACUAUGAGCUGCGGGUUCUCUGCUGUGAAUACGUGCCCUGUGGCCCCUCCCUGGCCCCAGGCACCAGCCCCCAGCCCUCCCUCAGUGCCAGCACGGAGCCUGCUGUGCCUACCCCUACCCAGACCACAGCAACCGAAAAGACCACCCUGUGGGUGAUCCCGAGCAUCCAGUCAACAGCGGCCCUCACCUCACAGACUGGGUCCAGCUCAGGCCCCACGACGGUCACCUCCCUGGCCCCAGGUACCACCACCUGCCAGCCCCGGUGUCAGUGGACAGAGUGGUUUGAUGAGGACUACCCCAAGUCUGAACAACUUGGAGGGGACGUUGAGUCCUACGAUAAGAUCAGGGCCGCAGGAGGGCACUUAUGUGAGCAGCCUAAGGACAUAGAGUGCCAGGCCGAGAGCUUCCCCAACUGGCCCCUGGCUCAGGUGGGGCAGAAGGUGCACUGUGACGUCCGCUUCGGCCUGGUGUGCAGGAACUGGGAGCAGGAGGGCAUAUUCAAGAUGUGCUACAACUACAGGAUCCGGGUCCUGUGCUGCAGUGCCGACCACUGCAGGGGACGAGCCACGACCCCACCACCAGCCACAUCGCUGGAGACGGCCACCACCACCACCACCACCCAGGUCCUGUUCUCAACGCUGCAGUCAACAAGUAGCCUGGGGGUGACCAGCACCACAGCAGUCCCCACCCUCUCAAAAGGACUGACAUCCCCCAGAUACACGGGCACCCUUGGUACAGCCACCACAAGAGGCCCCACGGUUCCUGCAGGCUCCACAGAACCUACUGUCCCAGGGGUGGCCACAUCCAGCCUUCCAACACACUCAGUCCUGCCAGGGACUACGGGGAGUUCGGGCACAUGGCGUCCCUCACAGCCACCCACGUCAGCCCCAACGACAAUGGCAACCUCCAGAGCUCACCUGACAGGCACAGCCAGCUCCGGCUCCAAACAGCCGUUGACCACGAGCCUGGCGCCGACACUCUCGAGCAAUCUGUUAACCUCUCAGGCCGAGACCAGCACCCCCGGGACAGAGAUGACGCUGAGCCCCUUGAAUGAGACCACCACUAGCCAGAGCACUACCCGCUGUCAACCGAAGUGUGAGUGGACAGAGUGGUUCGACGUGGACUUCCCAACCUCAGGGGUCGCAGGUGGGGACAUGGAAACUUUUGAAAACAUCAGGGCUGCUGGGGGCAAGAUGUGCUGGGCACCAAAGAGCAUAGAGUGCCGGGCAGAGAACUACCCCGAGGUAAGCAUCGACCAGAUCGGGCAGGUGCUGACCUGCAGCCUGGAGAUGGGGCUGAUCUGUAAGAAUGAGGACCAGACAGGCAGGUUCAACAUGUGCUUCAACUACAAUGUGCGUGUGCUCUGCUGUGACGACUACAGUCACUGCCCCCGCACAGCCGCCACCAGCUCCACAGCCACCCCCUCCUCCACCUCUGGUACCACCUUGAUCCUCACAGAGCCAACCACUAAAGCCACCAUGACCAUGCCCACUGGCUCCAUGGCCACUGCCUCCUCCAGCCAAGGCACAGCUCACACCCCAAAAGUGCUGACCACCACAACCACGACACCCACAUUCACUGGCUCCAAAGCCACUCCCUCCUCCAGUUCAGGGACUGCACCCACCCUUCCAGCACUGACAAGCACAGCCACCACACCCACAGCUACCAGCUUUACAGCCAUCCCCUCUUCCUCUAUGGGGACCACCUGGACCCUCACAGCACAGACCAUCACACCCACAGCCACCAUGUCCACAGCCAGACCCUCCUCCACUCCAGAGACUGCCCAUAUUACAACAGUGCUUACCACCACGGCCACCACAACGACCACUGGCUCCAUGGCCACCCCCUCCUCCACCCAGAACAGCCCGCACACUACCAAAGUGCUGACUACUACAACCAUGGGACGGCACCACACUCUGAAAGUGACCCCGGGCAAUGCCACUACACCCGCAACCAGUGCAGCCCGCUGCGGACUUCUCCUCUAUCCCAGGGACCACCCACACCCCCGGCCAGUGCUGACUAACACCACCACAACUGUGCUGCAUUGGCUGGUUGGCAAACAAUUCUCCUCUGGCCACAGACCGCUGGUACACACCUCAGCACUGGCCACCACUUCUUAAUGCUAAUAAUCUCCACGUGCUUGGUGAGGGGGCUCCACCACCACCCCGUCCUCCACACCCAGGACAACUCCCAUCUCCCCAGUGCUGACCACCACUGCCACCACACCUGCAGCCACCAGCACCAAGCUCCUCCUUUCUGCCCUAGGGAACACCCAACCCCCAGCACUGUCCACCAUGGCCACCACACAUGCUAUCCAACUGCCCCAGAGCCCCGCACGUACCACAGCCUGGACUUCCCCCACAGGCCACCUCGGCACCACCCACAUCACAGAGCCAUCCACAGUGACUUCAAACCCAGAAACCACCGGUACCACCCUCCCACACCUGACUCCAGCUUGUUCCAGCCCUACACUUCACAGCAGAACCACUGAGUCACCUCCUUUCUCCAGGGAAGACCACUCCGGGCCUCCCACCACGGCCACUUCCAGGACCAUGGCCACGGCCAACCAGGAGAUUCGCACCUCAACCCUCCUGCUGCCCAGCAGCCCACAUCGCCCUCCCUACGCACCCCGGUGGUGUUCCACGGGCUGUGAGCCCCAGUGCUGGUCAGACUGGCUGGACUACAGCUACCCCACGUUGGGGCCCUCUGGCGGGGACUUGGAGACCUACUCCAACACCCCGCGCGGAGGGGCCGCAGAGCAGCCCCUGGGGCUCGGCCGCGCCCAGGCUCAGCCUGGUGUCCCCUGCAGUGAGUUGGGCCAGGUGGUGGGCAGCCUGGACGCCGGCCUGGUCUGCAGGAACCGCCAGCAGGUGGGGCGCCUGGGAGACAGUUUCAGUUCACAACUGGUGUUCUGUUGCACUACGGCCGCUGCCUGUUACACUCCUGCCACCAGCCUCCACAGCCAUGCCUCCUCCACUCCGGGCGACUGGGAUCCUCACACAGAGCCACUCACUGCAGCUGCCACAACAGUGGCUACAGGCUCCACAGCCAUGCCCUCCUCCACCCGGGACCAUCUGGAUACGCUGGCUCCACAGUCACCCUCCUCCACCCCAGCAACUGCUGCCACCUCUAGAAUGCUGACCACUAUGGCCACUUCAACGGGGCCAAUGGGCUCCAUGGCCACCUCCUCCUCCAGCCCAGGAACAGCUCACACCACCAAAAACACGGCCACAGGCUCCACCACCACCUCUGCCUACCCAGGGACAACUCCCCAUCUCCCCUCAAGCCCCAUGACGCCUCUCACGACCCCAGUGGUGUCCAUUUGCUGUGAGCCCUGGUGUGCCUGGUCAGACUGGCUGGAUCACAGCUACCCACGUUGGGGGCCUCUGGCGGACUUGAGACAUACCCAACAUCCGCGCGCUGGAGGGCUGCCUGGAGCAGCCCCUGGGCCUCGUGAGUGCCGCGCCCAGGCUCCAGCCUGUGUCCCCUGCAGGAUGGGCUGUGUGGUGGAGUAGCCUGACGCUGGCCUGGUCUGCAGGAAACUGGGCCAGCAGGGUGGGAAGUUCGCGAUGCUUUCAACUACAAUCCGUGUUCUGCUGCACCAGCGCCGCUGCCCUGCGACCCCCUGGGCUACUCAGCUCCACAGCCACGCCUCCUCCACUCUGGGGAACUGGGAUCUCACAGAGCCGAGCACUGCAGCCGUCACAACAGUGGCUACAGGCUCCACAGCCAUGCCCUUCUCCACCUGGGACCACUUGAUACUCACAGAGCCAACCACUACAGCCAUCACAGCAGUGGUCACGGGCUCCACAGCCAUCCCCUCCUCCUCUACCCCAGGACUACUCAAACACCAAAGUGUUUCCACCACAACUGCAAAGACUGAAGCCACUGGCCUCCACGGCCAACCUCUCCCUCCACCCCAGGGACCACCGCUCACAGCCAACUUCUCCACUCCUGGGACACCGAUCCUCACAGAGCCAACCACAACUACUACGACUGUGGCCACUGGCUCCACAGUCACCCCUCCUCCACCCCAGGAACUGCCCCAGAAUUUGACCACCAUGGCCACGAAAACCCAUGCCACUGGCUCCAAAGCUACUCCCUCUACCUCAGUCCAGGGACUGCAUCCACUCCUUCCAGUUGUGCUGACAAGCACAGCCACCACACCUACAGCUACCAGCUUUACAGCCAUCCCGUCCUCCUCCCUGAGAACCACUUGGAACCUCACGGCACAGACCACCGCACCAAAGGCCACCCUGUCCACAGCCAGACCCUCCUCCACUCCAGAGACUGCUCAUAUUUCCACAGUACUUACUACUACCACCACAACUGGGGCUACUGGCUCCAUGGCCACCCUCCUCACCUCAGGAACAGCUCACACCUCUAAAGUGCUGACCACCAUGGCCAUCACCACAAGCCCCACAGCCACCUCCUCCUCCAGCCCAGGGACUGCAGCACCUUACAGCACUAUCACCACAACCACUACACCCACAACCAGUGGCUCCACAGUGACCCUCCUCCAUCCCGGGACCACCUCACCCCACAGUGCUGACCUCAACACCACCACAACCGUGGCCACUGCCUCUAUGGCAACCCCUCCUCUAGGCCUACAGACCACUGUACUCCCCAGCACUGCCACCACGGUCACGACAAUCACGCCACAGGCCUCACCACCAAAUUCUCCCUACCCAGGGACAACAACUCCCAUCUCCUCAGUGCUGACCACCACGGCCACCACACCUGCAGCCACCAGCACCACAGUGGCUCCCUCCUCUGCCCUAGGGAUCACCUUACACCCACAGAAUUACUUUGCCACAACCAGUGAGACCCGCACUUCAACCCUGCUGCCCAGCAGCCCCACAUCGGCCCCCCACGACCUCGGUGGUGUCCACGGCUGUGAGCCCCAGUGUGCCUGGUCAGCUGACUACAGCUACCCCACGUUGGGGCCCUCUCCUGGCGGGGACUUGAGACAUACUUCCAACAUCCGCGCGGCUGGAGGGGGCCGCCCCCAGAGCAGCCCCUGGGCCUCGCAGCGCCGCGGCCCAGGCCCAGCCUGUGUCCCCCUGCAGGAGUUGGGCCAGGUGGUGAGCAGCCUGGACGCCUGCCUGGUCUGCAGGAAACUGGUCAGCAGGUGGGGAAGCUCAAGAGGCUUCAACUACGAAAUCCAGGUGUUCUGCUACCACGGCCGCUGCCCCAGCACCCCGGCCACCAGCUCCACAGCCUGCCCCUCCUCCACCUCGGGACGCAAUGGGAUCCUCACAGAGCGUGAGCACUGUGCUGCCACAACAGUGGCCACAGGCUCCACCAUGCCUCUUUCCACCCCAGGGACCACCUGGAUCCUCAGAAGCCAACCACAACAUUGACCACUUAACUGGGCUAAUGGUCCCACACAGUCACCCUCCUCCACCCCAGCAACUGCUGCCACCUCAGAAUUGCUGACCACCAUGGCCACGAAACCCACAGCCACUGGCUCCAAAGCCACUCCCUCCACCAGUCCAGGGACUGCAUACUUUCCAGUUGUAAAGACAAGCACAGCCACCACACCCACAGCUACCAGCUUUACAGCCAUCCCGUCCUCCUCCCUGAGAACCACUUGAACCCUUGCGCCGGCACAGACCACCCACCAACGGCCAAGCACCCUGUCCACAGCCACGCCCUCCACUCCAAGGACCACCCACACCUCCACAGCGCUAACCACCACGGCCACCACAACCCAGGCCACUGGCUCCACGGCCACCCUCCUCUCACCUCCUCCUCUCAGGAACAGUUCACAUUACUCCAAAGUGCUGACCACCAUGGCCGUCACCUUUCACAAGCUCCACAGCAACCCCUCCUCCAGCCCAGGGACUGCAGGCACCCUUACAGCACUUAUCACCACAACCACCACACCCACAACCAGUGGCUCCACAGUGACCCCCUCCUCCAUCCCGGGACCACCUCACCCCCACAGGACCACCAUUGGGUUCCCCACAGUGCUGACCAACACCACCACAACUGUGGCCACUGGCUCUAUGGCAACACCCUCCUCUAGCCCACAGACCACUGGUACACCCCCAGAACUGGCCACCACGGUCACGACAAUCACGGCCACAGGCUCCACCACACCCUCCUCCACCCAGGACAACUCUAUCUCCCCUGUGCUGACCACCAUGGCCACCACACCUGCAGCCGCCAGCACCACAGGAACCACCGUACCACCUCACACUCGACUGCAACCCCUGUCCAGUCCUCACACUCACAGUAGAACCACUGAGUCACCCCUUUCUCCAGGGAAGACCACCCUGGGCCUCACCACGGCCACCUCCAGGACCAUGGCCACAACCAGUGAGACCCGCACCUCAACCCUGCUGCCCAGCAGCCCCACAUCGGCCCCCACGACCCUGGUGGUUCCACGGGGCUGUGAGCCCCAGUGUGCCUGGUCAGACUGGCUGGACUACAGCUACUCCCAUGUUAGCUCCUCUGGCGGGACUUUGGAGACACACCAACAUCCGCGGCUGGAGGCUGCCUGUGAGCAGCUGGGCCUCGUAGUGCCGGCCUGUGCCCAGCCUGGUGUCCUCUGCAGUGAGUUGGGCCAGGUGGUGAGCAGCCUGGACGUCGGCCUGGUCUGCAGGAACCGUCAGCAGGUGGGGAAGUUCAAGAUGUGUUUCAACUUUAAAUCCGUGUUCUGCUGCAACUGCCGCUGCCUCAGCACCCCGGCCACCAGCUCCACAGCCACGCCCUCCUCCACUGUGGGUCAACCUGAUCUCACGGAGCCAACCACUACAGCUAUCACAACAGUGGCCACAGGCCCACAACCAUCCCCUCCCUCCACCCGGGACCACCGCAAUCCUCACAGAGCCAACCACUACAGCCACUCAACAGACAACCUCGAUCCUCACAGAGCCAACCACUACAGCUAUCACAACAGUGGCCACGGGCUCCACGGCCACACCCGCCACUCCGGGACGCCAGAUCGUCACGAUGACCCGAUCCUCACAGAGCCGACCACUACAGCCAUCACAACAGUGGCCACAGGGUCCACGGCCAUCCCCUCCUCCACUCCAGGUGACCCGAUCCUCACAGAGCCACUCACUACAGCUUUCAUCACAAUAGUGGCCACAGGCUCCAUGGCCAAUGUCUUCUGGCCUGGGACGACUGGGAUCCUCACAGAGCCCACCACUACAGCCAUCACAACAGUGGCCACGGGCUCCACGGCCAUAUCCACGGCCAUGCCCUCCUCCACUCUGGGCCGACUCAGGAUCCAGACAGAACCAGCCACCACUGCUACCAUAACUGUGGCCACCAGCUCCACAGCCACGCCUCCUCCACUCCAGCGCGACCCGGAUCCUCACAGAGCCAACCACUACAACCAUCACAACAGUGGCCACAGGCUCCACGGCCACGCCCUUCUCCACUCGGGACGACUGGGAUCUCAGAGCCAACCACUACAAACCAGACGCAACACUCCAUGGCCACGCCUCCACUGGGACGCCACUGAUCCUCACAGAGCCAACCACUACAGCCAUCACAACAGUGGCCACAGGCUCACAACCAUCCUCCUCUUACCCGGGGACCACCGCGCAAUCCUCACAGAGCCAACCACUACAGCUAUCACAACAGUGGCCACGGGCUCCACAGCCAUCCCCUCCUCCACUCCAGGGACUACUCAAAUCAUCAGAAGUUUUUCCCACCACAACCGCAAUGACUGCAGCCACUGGCUCCACGGCCAACCCCUCCUCUCCACCCCAGGAACUAUGGCCAAUGGGCUCCACAGCCAUACCUCCGCCUUGGGGACCACCACCGGGAUCCACACAGAACCAACCACCACUGCUACCAUAAGUGUGGCCACCAGCUCCACAGCCACGCCCUCCUCCACUCCGGCGUCAACUUGGUUCCUCACAGAGCCGACCACUCUAGCCACCCCGACUGAGGCCACUGGCUCCACAGCCACCACACCCACAGCGCCCAGCUCCUCAGCCACCCCCUUCUCCAGCCCAGGGACUACAGGCAACCUUCCAGUGCGGACCACUACAGCAACCACGACCAUGGCCACUAGGUCUACGGCCAUCCCCUCCUCCACUGUGGGAACAGCUCGCACCCCCAAAGUGCUGACCACCACAGCCACCAGGCCCACAGCCACUGGCUCCACGGUUCCCAGCUCGUCCACCCUGGGGACCACCCACACCCCCACAGUGCUCUCCAGCAGCCUGCCAGCCUUCAGUGUGUCCACUGUGUCCUCCUCAGUCCUCACCACCCUAAGACCCACUCACUUCCCCAGCUCCCACUUCUCUACUCCCUGCUUCUGCAGGGCAUUUGGACAGUUCUUCUCACCUGGGGAAGUAAUCUACAAUAGGACAGACCGAGCUGGCUGCCAAUUCUAUGCCGUGUGCAACCAGCACUGUGACCUCGACCGCUUCCAGGGCACCUGCCCCACCUCCCCACCACCAGCAUCCUCCAUCCCGCUGCCCUUGCCCUCCCCUGCGCCUGGCUGUGACAAUGCCAUCCCUCCGCGGCAGGUGAAUGAGACCUGGACCCUGGAGAACUGCACGGUGGCCAGGUGCGUGGGUGACAACCGUGUCGCCCUGCUGGACCCAAAGCCCGUGGCCAACGUCACCUGCGUGAACAAGCACCUGCCCAUCAAAGUGUCGGACCCGAGCCAGCCCUGUGACUUCCACUAUGAGUGCGAGUGCAUCUGCAGUGUGUGGGGCAGUUCCCACUAUUCCACCUUUGAUGGCACCUCCUACACCUUCGGGGGCAACUGCACCUAUGUCCUGAUGAGACAGAUCCACGCACGCCUUGGGAAUCUCAGCCUCUACUUGGACAACCACUACUGCGCGGCCUCUGCCACUGCCGCCAGCUGCUCCCGCGCCCUCAGCAUCCACUACAAGUCCAUGGAUAUCGUCCUCACCGUCACCACAGUGCAUGGGAAGGAGGAGGACCUGAUCCUGUUUGACCAAAUUCCGGUGAGCAGCGGUUUCAGCAAGAACGGCGUGCUUGUGUCUGUGACGGGGACCACCACCAUGCGCGUGGACAUUCCUGCCCUGGGUGUGAGCGUCACCUUCGAUGGCCACGUCUUCCAGGCCCGGCUGCCCUACAGCCUCUUCCACAACAACACCGAGGGCCAGUGCGGCACCUGCACCAACAACCAGAGGGACGACUGUCUCCAGCGGGAUGGAACCACUGCCGCCAGCUGUAAGGACAUGGCCAAAACUUGGUUGGUCCCUGACAGCAGAAAGGACGGCUGCUGGGCCCCGACCGGCACGCCCCCCACUGCCAGUUCCCCGGCCCCGGUGUCUAGUGCACCCACCCCCAGCCCGUGCCCGCCGCAGCCGCUCUGUGAUCUGAUGCUGAGCCAGGUCUUUGCCGAGUGCCACGACUUUGUGCCCCCGGGCCCAUUCUUCAAUGCCUGCAUCAGCGACAGCUGCCAGGGCCGCCCCGAGGUGCCCUGCCAGAGCCUGGAGGCCUAUGCAGCACUCUGCCGCGCCCGGGGAGUGUGCAGUGACUGGCGAGGGGCAACUGGAGGCCUGUGCGAUCUCACCUGCCCACCCACCAAAGUGUACAAGCCGUGCGGCCCCAUACAGCCUGCCUCCUGCAACUCCAGGAACCAGAACCCACAACUGGAGGGGCUGGCGGAGGGCUGCUUCUGCCCCAAGGACCAGAUCCUCUUCAGCGCACACACGGACACCUGCGUGCAGGACUGCCCCUGCGUGGGACCUGACGGGCUUCCCAAAUCUCCCGGGCAGCAGUGGAUCAGCAACUGCCAGUCCUGCGUGUGUGAUGAGGGCUCAAUGUCAGUGCAGUGCAAGCCCCUGCCCUGUGAGGCCCAGAGUCCCCCCCUACCGUGCAGCCACCCGGGCUUCAUGACCGUGACCAGGCCCCGGGCCGACAACCCUUGUUGCCCCGAGACCGUGUGCGUAUGCAACACAAGCACCUGCCACCAGAGCCCACCUGCGUGCCCGCCAGGGCAGGAACUGAUCAGCACCCAGAAGGAGGGCGACUGCUGUCCCACCCUCCUCUGCAGACCUCAGCUGUGUUCCUACAAUGGCAUCUUCUAUGGGGUUGGUGCAAUCUUCCCAGGGGCCCUUCCCUGCCACAUGUGUACCUGCCUCUCUGGGGACACCCAGGACCCAACGGUGCAAUGUCGGGAGGACGCUUGCCACACUACUACCUGCCCCCAGGGCUUUGAGUACAAGAGCGUGGCUGGGCAGUGCUGUGGGGAGUGCGUGCAGACCGCCUGCCUCACGCCCGAUGGUCCGCCAGUCCAGCUGAACGAAACCUGGGUCAAUAGCCGUGUGGACAACUGCACUGUAUACCACUGUGAGGUCGAGAGCGGAGUCUAUUUGCUGACCCCACAGCCUGCAUCCUGCCCAGAUGUGUCCAGCUGCAGGGGGACCCUCAGGAAAAUCGGCUGCUGCUACUCCUGUGAGGAGGACUCCUGUCAGGUCCGUGUCAACACGACCGUCCUGUGGCACCAGGGCUGCAAGACUGAGGUCAACAUCACCUUCUGUGAGGGCUCCUGCCCCGGAGAGUCCAGGUACUCGGCAGAGGCCCAGGCCAUGCAGCACCAGUGCACCUGCUGCCAGGAGAGGCGGGUCCACGAGGAGACGGUGCCCUUGCGCUGUCCCGACGGCUCGACUGUCCUGCACACCUACAACCAUGUGGAUGAGUGUGGCUGCACGCCCUUCUGUGUCCCUGCGCCCAUGGCUCCCGUAUACCCCCCCGGCUUCCUGGCCCAGGAGGCCACUGCCGUCUGAGGAUGUUCUGCCUCCAUCCCCAUGCUCUGUCCACCUGGAGCCAGGACGUGCAUUGCCCGAUCAUGAAAACCUUGGGCCUGCUCUGCGGAGCCCCCCAGCCUCUGUGUGUGGCACCCCGUGCCUCUGUGCUCCUGCUGCCCACCCUGUGGGUGAAACCGGACCCCGGAAGGGUGAAGGGCCAGCAGGACCCCUUUCAGGAGGGCACCACUCAGGAGUCCUGUCCUGGGAGAGCCUGUGGCCCACCUUGGCCUUGCCCCUCCUUGAUGUCACUGGGACGCCCUGGAACAAGCUAAGCAUGUGCCGGCCUGUGUGUCCCUGCCAUGGCCAGAGUCCCCAUGCAACACGGAUUCUGGCUGGCCACAUCCGGCCACUGGGGCACAGACAGGCUGGUCCAGGCAAGGCCGGCUGCUGCCAGGAAGCUGCGCUAGGCCUGCCUGCUGCAGGGUACCUCGGGGCUGAGGUCACAACGGCCAGGUCAGAGAGAGGUCGGCAUCUCAAAGCACCCUCUGCUCAACCCAGCCCAGUUUUGCAAAUAAACGCUGAGCAUCGAGUA
Molecule: messenger RNA, 15541 nt
Organism: Chlorocebus sabaeus (green monkey)
Lineage: Eukaryota; Metazoa; Chordata; Mammalia; Primates; Cercopithecidae
Source: RefSeq, a predicted model, not a curated record